Rotaria sp. Silwood1 is the source of this 564-nucleotide messenger RNA. Lineage: Eukaryota; Metazoa; Rotifera; Eurotatoria; Philodinida; Philodinidae. The record is from the annotation of a GenBank genome assembly.
AUGAUGCUUCCAUUUUCAUUAUGCAACGGAUUUUCAACAAUGCCUUCCGAUAUUCGUAGCAAUGAUAAUUAUCAAGUAUUACCAAUCAAUAUUGAAAGGUCGACUCGAUGUCGAAUUAGACGAAUGCGGGAAACGGAUAUUGACACAAUAGUUAAAAUUGAGCAGAUCACUUGGCCUAAUGAAUCAUGGUCUUUUGAACAUUUUUUUGAUUAUCUUAAUAAUCCACUUUGGCAUUGUUGGAUACUUACAAGUACUACAAAUGAUUAUUUAGUAUUUGGAUACGGUCUUCAAUGUAUAGACAAACAUGUAUCACAUAUAGCAAAUUUAUGUAUUGAUCCAAAUCAGCGUGGUCGUGGUUUAGGUGGAAUACUUUUAAAUCAUAUGAUAGAUUAUUCUCGUCGAUUAGGUGCAUCAAUUGUUGAACUUGAAGUAAAUACAUCAAACAUGCAUGCAUAUAAUUUAUAUUGUAAACAUGGUUUUAUUAUAAUUGAACUUCUAGAACGAUAUUAUUCGGACAGUACAGACGCAUAUCGUAUGCAGCUGACUAUAAAUAGAAUUUAUUAG